AUGGAAACAGACAACGCAUUUGCAGCAUUAGAUGGGGCUGCAGAGGGCACUACAAGUCAAUCCAUCCCAUCAAGAAGAGUAAAUAUGAACGCGCCAAAAUCUAAACCGCCACCUAUCUUCAUAAAUGGAGUUGAUAUCAAUGACACCAUCAAUAAACUAACAACAGAGGGCAUUGACAAAAACUUAUUUACUACAUAUGUAAAUAAAACGAACCUAAAUAUUAUAUCUAAAAAUCAUGAAACUUACGACAAAAUUAAAGUGUGUUUCAAAAACAAAGUGGAGUUUUACACUUACACAAAAAAAGAAGAUAAACCCAUCACUAUACUCCUCAAAAAUAUCGCAGGUAUUUUCACCGAACAGCUUAUCCAGAGCGAAAUCAACUAUUUAAAUCUACUACAGGUCAAGUUAAUCAAAGUGAAAAAACUCCCAAUGAAGUCUGAACAAGAAAAAAAACAUUUCAUAGUCCAAAUCACACCUGAUAGCCUCUUGAAAAAUCUGGUCCAGGUUAGACGACUGUGUUGUCAAAAAAUAAAAUGGGAAAAACUGAGAAAACCAAAAAUUAUUCAGUGUACUAGAUGUCAAAGAGUAGGCCACUCUGCAUCGACAUGUGACAUGUUUUACAGAUGUGUCAAGUGCAGUGAAAAUCAUGCAAAAGGUGAGUGCAAAAUCACGAAGGAAGAUGAUAAAACCAAACUAACUUGUGCAAACUGUGGUCAAAAGGGUCACCCAGCAAAUUAUCAAGGUUGCCCAUACCUAAAAAUAGCAAAUCAAGAAAGACAACAUAGUCUUAACAAAUUUCAAAGACCGAGAAACACCAAUAGACCUCCUGUUGACAGAUUUAUACAACCUGGCCUACUAUACACCAUUGCAAUAAGAAACAACAUCAAACACGAAGUAAUCUCUCAUCCUUCUUCAGUCAACAACAGCACGAUAGAAUUUACAAUAAUAAAGCUGCUUUCUUCAGAAGAUCAAAAUGGAAAAACCUUUAUUGUCAGCAUCUAUGCAACACCUGACAACAAAAAAACAGUUGACUAUGAUAGUGACCACAGGGCACUUCUAUUUACGGUCCAGCUCAGAUCAACCAUCCAGCUCAAGCAAGUAAUCAAAAAAUUUAAUUUCAAAGCAACUAAUUGGUCUCAAUUUUCUAAAUUUUUAGCUAAGAAUUGUAAUCCGUCACCGCCAGACGACAGAAACUUAUCAAACACAGAAAUUGACUAUUUAGUAGAAACCACAACAAAAUCAAUCAGAGAAGCAAUAGUUUCAACAGUUCCACAAUUUAAAAAACAAGACAGUAUUUUUAAAUAUCUCAAUUCAAGAAUUAAAAAACUUCAAAACAAUAAAUCAUCACUUAUCACCAAACUCCAUAUACUUCAAAGACAACAUCAGUCCCAUCUCCACCAACAGGAAAUCCAGAAUAUUAAACAAAUGAUCAAACUAAUAAAAGAAGAACUUAGAAAAGAAUUUAGCAAAUCAAUUACCUGCUACUGGAGCAACCAACUUAGACAAGUCAACCACCGAGACCCAAAUGCCUUUUUCCCAAAAAUUAAUAGAAUGUUGAGACCCAAACAGAACAUUGAAAUAGCCAAUCAAAUAAUAAAAUCAGACUCAGACCUAAUCACUAAUAAAACAGUGCAAAUGAACAAUGCUUUCUCAGACCCAAUUACUAGCACAACAACAAUAACCAAUCCAAUAGACAAGCUAAAUGUAAUUGGUAAACACUACCAAAAAAUCAACUCUCCAAGAUACCUAAACAUCGGUACAUCAUUAAAAAAUAUAAUAGAUCAUACGGUCAAUAACAUGAAAAAGAAACUAGAAAAUUCUGAGAAGACUGGCACAUCAAGAGGGUCUUCAGCCGACAGAUUUGGCAAAGCAUUUGCUGAUGACUUUAUUGCAUACUUAAUCGGUACCAACCCAAGAAAACAGAUUGCGGAUUUUCAACUACAAACAGAACACCCUGACACAAAAGAGCUCAUUAACGUCCCACAUAAAAAUGAAGUCAAGUAUCUUGGUUUCCAUUUUGACUACCUGAUGAAAUUAAAUUCACAUGUCAUCAAACAACUUGACAAAGCAAAAAAAGCCUUUCAAGCAAACAGCAGGAUUUUUUACUCCAAACACCUAUAUCCGAAAGCCAAGAUUAUUUGCUACCAAUUACUAAUUAGACCAAUUUUAACAUAUGGAUCGCCUGUUUGGUGGAAUAUCAACGCCGCAACUAUGGAAAAGAUGAGGGCUUUUGAACGCAAAUGCCUAAGAGCUUGCUGCAGCCAAUACAGAUCGAGAGAGUCCAACUUCAAAAAGUUCAUCAGCAACAAACAGCUAUAUGACCUAGCGAACAUCCCUAGGAUUGAUAAUUUUAUUAUUAAGCUAAAUAGAGAUUACUUUUGCAAUCUACGAGACAUUGAAAAUAGUGACUUAAAACUAAUUAACGACAUGGAUCCAAUCAAAGGAGAAAAAUAUAAUUCCUCAGGUUAUAUUUUCCCUAACAUGUUUAUACACUAUGACAGACUAGACUUAAUUCAAAACCACAAUAACAUACCAAUUGUAUAUCAUUACACAAGACGUAGCAAUGAUAAAAGAAUUAACUAUACGGCCGAUUGUUUUACAAAUAAAAGACAUAACUUUAAUUAUUCUACUGACAUACCAUUAAGAGACCAAUUAGACUUCACAAGACUGAACGACAAAUACUGGUGGUUAGCUGAGGAAACACCACACAGAAAGCAUCUUAGAAAAAGAUUAAAAACUGGCUGGACAGCCAUUUACUAA
Messenger RNA from Cotesia congregata, 2760 nucleotides. The record is from the annotation of a GenBank genome assembly. Lineage: Eukaryota; Metazoa; Arthropoda; Insecta; Hymenoptera; Braconidae.